GAAAGCCCUAAAACCUUCGUCCAGCAACUUGAGAAGCUUCUCCGUGGUUUGUCAAUGGCGAAUCUUCCAAUUCUUCAAUUUGAGGAGAAGAUUAUAGAAACAGUGGACCAGAAUCCCGUGGCCGUGAUAAUAGGAGAGACUGGUUCCGGGAAGAGUACUCAGCUCUCACAGAUACUCCACAGAAGAGGUUACACUAAAUCAGGAAUUAUUGCCGUUACUCAGCCUCGCCGUGUCGCCGCCGUCUCUGUUUCCAGACGAGUUGCACAGGAGCUUGGUGUGAGGCUUGGAGAGGAAGUGGGUUAUGCCAUCCGGUUCGAAGAUAGGACUUCGGAAAAAACACAAAUCAAAUACCUUACCGAUGGAGUGCUCCUUCGUGAAAGUCUCUCAAAUCCCAAGCUUAAUCAGUACUCUGUUAUCAUUUUGGAUGAAGCUCAUGAAAGGAGUCUAAACACGGACAUAUUGCUGGGACUGAUGAAACGGUUGAUUAAAAUACGUACCUCCAAUUUGAAGGUUCUGAUUACAUCAGCAACCCUUGAUGGAGAAAAAGUAUCAAAGUUCUUUUCGAACUGCCCUGUGUUGACUGUCCCAGGAAAAUUACAUCCUGUUGAAAUAUUGUACAGUAAGGAACGUCCAACAAGCUAUAUCGAGUCCUCUCUAAAAACAGCUAUUGAUAUACAUGCUCGGGAACCAGAAGGUGAUGUCUUAAUAUUUAUGACUGGACAGGAUGAUAUAGAGAAGCUAGUAUCAAAGUUGGAGGAUAAAGUUCGAAGUCUGGAGGAAGGAUCAUGCAUGGAUGCAAUAAUCCUCCCGCUUCAUGGUUCCUUGCCACCUGAAUUGCAGGUGCGCGUGUUUAGCCCUCCACCUCCAAAUUGUAGGCGAUUUAUUGUUGCCACAAACAUUGCUGAAACUUCUCUAACUGUUGAUGGUGUUGUGUAUGUUAUUGAUGCUGGUUAUGUAAAGCAACGGCAGUAUAACCCUGCAACUGGCAUGUAUUCCCUUGAUGUUGUUCAAAUUAGCAAGGUGCAGGCUAAUCAACGUGCAGGAAGAGCUGGCAGAACACGCCCUGGAAAGUGCUACCGCCUAUAUCCCUCCAGGGUAUACAAUGAUGAGUUUAUUGAUGUAACAGUUCCUGAAAUACAGAGAUCUUCUCUAGCUGGCAGUGUUCUUUAUCUAAAAUCGUUGGAUCUUGCUGAUAUUGAUAUUCUCAAGUUUGAUUUUCUUGAUCCCCCUUCCUCUGAGUCAUUGGAAGAUGCCAUAAAACAACUAUAUCUGAUUGAUGCUAUUGAUGAAAAUGGAUCCAUCACAAGCAUUGGACAGACAAUGGCUGAGCUCCCAUUGGAACCCUCACUUUCGAGAACCUUGAUAGAGGCAAAUGAAUAUGGUUGCUUAUCCCAGGCAUUGACUGUCGCUGCAAUGUUAUCAGCUGAAACAAAUUUGCUUCUUAGUCAAAGGUAAACUCACUUGAAAUUCAUUUAUGAGUAGUUUUUGAUGCUAAUGCUGCUUGUAGUUUUCAUUGUCUACUCAGAUUUUGACAAACGUUUGAUAGACCCUCUGUACUUAUAUUUAAAUUAAUGUCCUAUUUAUCUGCUCAACUGAAAACAACUAGUCUUUCUUUUCAUUAAUUCGAUAUUAUGGUUUGAGAUUUCUUUUGGGUCAGUCAAUUAACUCUUUCUUAAUUCUUUGCAAUUGUUCUAAUUGAUUGACUGGGAAUAAGAUGAAUCUAUUUUC
This is a messenger RNA of Rubroshorea leprosula, 1728 nucleotides long. Lineage: Eukaryota; Viridiplantae; Streptophyta; Magnoliopsida; Malvales; Dipterocarpaceae. The record is from the annotation of a GenBank genome assembly.